GCUGUCUUCUGGGAAAGGUAGUUCCGCCCCGCACAUCUCCCGCGCGCGCAGAACUGAGCGGAGUGGGGCGACUCCCACAAUGCACUGGGGGCGGCCCCGACAGGCACCCGCUCCUCCCCUCCCUGCAGCGCCGGGAGGGGCCCCGCGGCGGCGGCCCAGAUUCAGCCUGUGACAAUACCUGGGAAGAGUAUGAAUGUUUCCGAGAACUGGCUGUUCAAUGGUUCCUCGUUAGCAUCUCAAGUUCAUGCUGCUGCUAUUAAUGGAGAUAAGGGUGCCCUCCAAAAGCUAAUAGCAGGAAACCCUGAGUUGAAAGAUAAAGAAGACCAGUUUGGGAGAACUCCUCUCAUGUACUGUGUGUUGGCUGACAGGCUAGAUUGUGCUGAGGCCUUGCUGAAGGCAGGAGUAGGUAUUAAUAAAGCUGAUCAUAGCCAGAGAACUGCUCUCCACCUUGCUGCACAAAAGGGAAAUUAUCGCUUCAUGAAACUUUUACUUGCUCGUAGAGCAAACUGGAUGCAAAAGGAUUUAGAAGAAAUGACUCCUUUACAUUUAACUACCCGCCACAAGAGUCCCAAGUGCUUAGCUUUGUUGCUAAAAUACAUGGCACCAGGCGAAGUGGAUACACAGGACAGAAACAAGCAAACUGCUCUGCACUGGAGUGCCUACUACAAUAACCCAGAGCAUGUGAAACUUCUUAUAAAACACGAUUCUAAUAUUGGAAUCCCUGAUAUUGAAGGCAAAAUCCCACUUCAUUGGGCAGCUAACCACAAGGAUCCCAGUGCAGUUCUAACAGUCAAAUGUAUUCUGGAUGCUGCUCCCACAGAAUCUUUACUGAACUGGCAGGACUAUGAAGGACGAACCCCACUUCAUUUUGCAGUUGCUGAUGGGAAUGUGGCAGUGGUUGAUGUCCUGACCUCUUAUGAAGGCUGCAAUGUGACAUCUUAUGACAACCUCUUUCGAACUCCUCUUCACUGGGCAGCUUUACUGGGCCAUACACAGAUUGUCCAUCUCCUGUUAGAAAGAAAUAAGUUUGGAACCAUCCCAUCUGAUAGCCAAGGGGCAACACCCUUACAUUAUGCAGCACAGAGCAACUUUGCUGAUACAGUUGAAGUAUUUUUGAAACAUCCCUCUGUGAAAGAUGACUCAGACCUUGAGGGAAGAACAUCCUUUAUGUGGGCAGCUGGGAAAGGCAGUGAUGAUGUCAUCAGGACUAUGCUGAAUUUAAAAUUGGACAUAGAUAUCAACAUGGCAGAUAAAUAUGCUGGUACAGCGUUACAUGCUGCUGCCCUUUCUGGCCAUGUCAGCACUGUGAAAUUGCUCUUAGAACAUAAUGCACAGGUAGAUGCAACGGAUGUAAUGAAGCACACUCCACUUUUCCGAGCCUGUGAAAUGGGACACAAAGAAGUGAUACAGACACUCAUUAAAGGGGGAGCAAGAGUAGAUUUGGUUGAUCAAGAUGGCCAUUCUCCCCUUCACUGGGCAGCUCUGGGUGGAAAUGCUGAUGUAUGUCAAAUUUUGAUAGAAAAUAAAAUCAACCCAAAUGUGCAGGAUUAUGCAGGUAGAACUCCCUUGCAGUGUGCUGCAUAUGGAGGCUAUAUAAACUGCAUGGUCGUGUUACUGGAAAACAACGCAGAUCCAAAUAUUCAAGAUAAAGAGGGAAGGACUGCUUUACAUUGGCUGUGUAACAAUGGCUACCUUGAUGCUAUAAAGUUGCUGCUGGGUUUUGAUGCUUUCCCUAAUCACAUGGAGAACAAUGAAGAGAGAUACACGCCACUUGAUUAUGCUUUGCUUGGAGAACACCAUGAGGUGAUUCAGUUUAUGUUAGAACAUGGUGCUCUGUCUAUAGCUGCCAUACAGGACAUUGCUGCCUUCAAAAUCCAAGCUGUCUACAAAGGAUAUAAGGUUCGAAAGGCUUUCCAAGACAGAAAAAAUCUUCUAAUGAAGCAUGAACAGCUGAGAAAAGAUGCUGCUGCCAAGAAACGUGAAGAAGAAAAUAAGAGGAAGGAAGCAGAGCUGUUGAAGGGAAUGCAGAACCUGGUACUCAAUAGGGUGCAAGUACAGCCACAUCCUGCAAAUAGAGAGAAGAGUAACAGAACUCCUAGCACUCCACAGCUGUCUAGUAAACAAAUUGAUGUGCAUAGUAACAGGCUUUUCUGCAGUAGCAUUGCUCAAAACCAGGCAGGGAAAAACAAUAGAGGAUCACCUGCAACCUCUCAAAACAAAACGACACCAAAGGAAAAAUGUCUGUCUGCAGAACUACCAGGUGAAGAUCACAAAAACAAAAAAGAAUUAUCCAGAAAACACACCAAAAGCAAGACAGCGUGUGUCCAUUUCCAUUGUGGUAAAGAAAAUGAUGGAGCCAAGGUUGAAGCCAACCAUCAAGUUGUGGCGGCUACAGAGUGGUAUGGUGAAAAGCACAAGGAGCAGUCUGCAAGCCCGAAAGGCUUAGCACAUGGCAACGAAAAGCACAUCCCUUGUUGUAACACAGCCAGUGCAGGGGAGAAAUUAGCAGAUCAAAGUCAAUCUAUAGCUGGCAACAGAAGCCAUUGUGAAGGAACAACAGGGCACUUGCAGAAUAUUAACUGCACUGAUGGAAACUCAAGGAAUUCAAGGCAGUGUGAAACACUAUCAAAAGGCAAACCGCGCAUGCUGAAAGCAAGAAAAAAAGAGUUAAACAGUGAGAGAUGUUCCCCAGCUGGCUCCAGUAGACCUGGAAGUGCCAAAAUGAGAUUUGUAAACAUCAGAAAUGACAGUUCACAUGCCGUGGUACAAACUAACAAUGUAGCAAAUAAUGAAUUAGCAAAAAAGACCUGCCCUUUACUGUCUAUCAAAGCAGGAACUACAAGACCUGUGCCAAGUGAUCCAGUAGCAUGCGCUAUUUUUGAUGAUAGUCUGAACUUGGAAAAAAUAGAUAUAACGGGGUCCAAGAAUGCGGAUGAUGGAUUAUGUUCCCAUCUCACAUGUCAGAGUAUGAAUAUUGAACUUAUCCCAUUAGAGAUCCGUAUGCAGAUAAUAGAAAAGGAAAGAACAAGAAAAGAGCUAUUUCGGAAGAAGAACUAUGCUGCUACUGUUAUUCAGAGGACAUGGAGAAGUUACCAGCUAAGACAGAAGUUGGUCCAGCUUUUUAGUGCUGAGCGGCAAUGCAAAGAAGAUAAAGACAAAUGGAGACAAGAGACAGCUGCCUUUUUCAUCCAGGUCGCUUGGAAGAAACAGCUGAACCAUGGCCCUCUGAAAUCAGUGUCUUCAUGUAAAAACCUAAAAUCUAUAAAUAAAAGCAACUCAGCCAUAAAAACGAGCACGCAAUCCAUCCUUAAGCAGAUAUACGGGCGCUCUCAAGAAGGAAAAGUUUGCCAUCCAGCAAGACCUUCUUCAAAGCAUAAGCUUUCUGAUGUGCACGUGAUCUCAGUAAGCAACCUGCAGUAUGUUCAUCUGCUGGAGAAUGAAGGAAAAUUGAAGCAGUUUUCAUACAACAUGAGACCAACCACUGCUGCAAAGUCAAAAACCAAAAGACCCAAGCAUUAAGCAAAGCUGAGAAGUAGUAAUAGGGAACCUGAAAACAACUUAAAGACGACUCCCGAGUUCUACAGGAAUGUAUGAAAUCCUGCUUGUAAUUGAAAAAAGUAUACAAAAUAUUAAGCUAACAAAGGUAUUUUCCGUUACUGUAUUAUCUCAGUGCUAUAUGCCAAACCAGACUUCCAGGAAGUUGAACUCAUUUCCUGUACUAAUGAAAUGUAGAAUUAAAGAGUAAUUUAUUUACUGACAUUACAGAAUUUCAAAUUUCAUCAAGUUGAGAAGUAGGCUGGAAUUAGCAAUUUACAGAAUUUAUCAAAAUUAUCCAUAAAUAUGUUAUGAGAGUGUUAAUUACAGCCCUAUAUUCAGCCACAUAUGGGGUUUGAAAAAAACUUUAUAUAAUGAGCAGGUGCACUAUUGCCUUCUCUCUUCUCCAGCCCUAUCGAAGCACUUUUGAUUUAUGAAAGCUAAAAUAAAACUUCCUGGGAGAACAAUAUAAGCACAUAGUUUUCUCUAGGUAAAAAGCAUAAAACAAGCACUAGUUCUACACUUAAUUAGGGAGCUGAAAUUCCCUCUAGAUUAGAAACCCCUAUCACCCAGUUAAUAUUCAGAUCUAUGAAACAGCCAGUUUCUCAAUGCAAUCCACAUAUUUAUUCUUAAAUUUAAAGGGGGGGGGGGGGGAGUGAACUAAUAUGGUUCCCACCCUUUCCUUUGAGAGAUUAUUCCACACUCUGCUAUCAAGUGAAAAUUCCUAGUAUUGCUAUAUAUUACAAUUCUUUGUUCAUUUCCAUCCCAUUAUACCAUAGCAUACCCCCUCAGGAAUAUCCUAAUCAAUUUCUCUCCAUCCUUUGUAUUUACGACCUUUUAGAUGGCUGCCCUUCAUCAAUUACAUUUUUGGCUGAAAUUGUCAAUUUUUUAUUUUAGUCAAAAAAUGUUGCAAGUUUUUGUUUUGGUAUUUCCAAGUCAAAGUUUCUCAGAACUUUACAUCCCACAAAAAUUUGAUUUUACUUUUUGGGAUGAAAGCAAAUGCCAAAGUAUUGGAAUUUCCUGUGGGACUGAAAUCAUUUUUUCCAAACUGCUCUAAUCACAAAUUAGAUGUGCGGAGCCAGUUAUAUUAAAGGGUUAACUAUUUUAGAAAAUCUUUGUCCCUGUCUCUCAUUUCACCCCAAAUUCAGACUACCAAAAGCUUUGCAAUUACCUGUAAUAAGUAUCUGAAAAUCUAUGUAGAACAGAAAGUAUAGCCGCCACUAGGAAUGAGUGCAUCUGCUCAACAGCAAGCUGUGUGCUCGGAUUCUUCACUAAAGAGGAAUAUUGUGUUGAGCUCACUGUUAGAUACUAACAUAGUGGUAGAAAUUGUGACUGAAAGAAAGGACCAUGUUAAUUAAGUUUCUAGGGUGAAAGGCUGGCCCUAUAGAAGUCAGUGGGGCCGGGAUUUCACCACUUCACCCUCUCCCCUCAAAACAAAGUAAAUUUCUUUGUUAGUGAAAUAGUCAUGAAAUGUUUUUAUA
Molecule: messenger RNA, 5015 nt
Organism: Chrysemys picta bellii (western painted turtle)
Lineage: Eukaryota; Metazoa; Chordata; Testudines; Emydidae
Gene: INVS
Product: inversin
Biological process (GO): protein localization to ciliary inversin compartment
Cellular component (GO): ciliary inversin compartment
Molecular function (GO): protein binding
Source: RefSeq, a predicted model, not a curated record